This is a messenger RNA of Exaiptasia diaphana, 1161 nucleotides long. RefSeq lists its product as uncharacterized. The record is from RefSeq and is a predicted model, not a curated record. NCBI's taxonomy places the organism in Eukaryota, Metazoa, Cnidaria, Anthozoa, Actiniaria, Aiptasiidae. Gene Ontology annotation, molecular function: gamma-glutamylcyclotransferase activity. The coding region runs from base 74 to 526 and encodes 150 amino acids. The transcript has a single exon.
ACUAAAGCGAUCGAUCAGCGGUCGCUGGAUCAAAAUUUAAUUUGGUUUAUGUUAUUCUAAAAGGCAUUGUAUUAUGGAAGAAAAAGAGCUUUACUUUGCCUUUGGGUCAAAUCUGAGCGCAAGAAAAAUGCGGGAACGUGGCACAAGAUUCAUYUCUCGCGAAAGUGCUAUGCUUCGAGGGUUUCGGGUAGUAUUCAAUAUAUGGAAAGACGAUGGCUUUGGAUAUGCAAAUCUUGUUCCAGAUAASGAUUCAACCGUUUAUGGUGCGCUGUACGUCUGCUUGAAAGGGAGUUUAUCUAAGUUAGAUGAACACGAGGCAGGCAGGCUUCGAAGAGUUAUAGUACGGGUGGAAAAGAAAAGCGGCCAAAUCGUGGAUGCUACAGCGUACAAAGCGAAUGAAGAGUUUGUUAAGGAGGGACUAAAGCCAAGUCAAAUUUAUCUCAACCAGAUACUUGAAGGAGAAGAUCUUAUUCCUAAAGAAUAYGCUGACUACUUUAGAAAUCUCUUGCGUGACAAAACUGAGUAGACGCCGUAACCGUCACGCMACGAUGUUGAGUCACGCUUGGAAGAAAACAUCUCAAAGAAAGAAAAAAAGGCGCUGAUGUAGACAAUCGUUAGCCUACGUAGCGGCAUUAAGGGAAUUUUGGAGGUCCUGGACUGUUGUGAUUAGAUUGUCCCCACACAAUGCUUAUGUCUUUCUGACUAUGCUUUAGAUGCAUUAACUUAUUAUGUAUAUUCGUCAUAAAAUCCUUCUAGCGAAUCUAGUAUGUCCUCCAUGUCUUCACACUUUAUUUUUUCUUUGAUAUUCUUUUGUUUUUCUUGAGAUUCUGUUCUGUUUUGAUUCGCUGAAAGUGAAAAAAAAAAGUUUGUAUUUCACCAUGAUGAAAUGUUGUGAUAUAAAUAAGUUGCAGAUAGACAGGCACACUUGAUACUUGUGUGAGAGAUACUUUCCAUGCAUGAUAAAUUAACCGUUGGUCCACCACCGUAAAUUGCCCGUUCCAAAAUUCAAAAAGGGACUGGUGACUAGAAACGAACUUUAUACUGUUUGAAGCAAUCAAAAAACAGACACCAGGACAAGAGAGAGCAUACUAAAAUUAGUAAAGCUGCUGAGUUUGAGAGUAUUCGGAUUAAUAAYUACAGAGUUUCAAGCGUUUAAAACUC